Babesia ovata is the source of this 312-nucleotide messenger RNA. RefSeq names its product cytosolic thioredoxin Trx1. Lineage: Eukaryota; Apicomplexa; Aconoidasida; Piroplasmida; Babesiidae. Gene Ontology annotation, molecular function: protein-disulfide reductase activity. The transcript is spliced from 4 exons. The coding region runs from base 1 to 312 and encodes 103 amino acids. The record is from RefSeq and is a predicted model, not a curated record.
AUGGUGAAGCAGGUGGCUUCCGUUGACGAAUUCCAGACCCUGAUCGCUAGCCCUAGCCUUGUCGUCGUGGACUUCUUUGCCACGUGGUGUGGGCCUUGCAUGAGCUUCGCCCCCAAAUUCGAGGCCAUGUCCAAGGAUUACCCCUCGGCUAGCUUCGUGAAGGUUGACAUCUCCGAUGUCCCCGAGCUGCAGACCAAGUACGCCAUCACCAGCAUCCCCGCGUUCAAGCUUUUCAAGAACGGCGAGGUCGUUGCGGAGGUUGUCGGCGCAAGCGGCAUCAACCUGAAGAACGCCAUCGAGAAGAACUUGUAA